UUUGCCCCCUUUCUUCCAUUUCUGAGGUUUCUUUCAGUUUUUGUUCGUUGUUCCGAUUCUCUUCUUCAACAAUGGCAUCUGCAGAUGUUGAGUUCCGUUGCUUCGUUGGUGGCCUUGCAUGGGUGACUGAUGACCAAGCCUUAGAGAGGGCUUUCAGUCAAUACGGCGACAUUAUUGAAUCAAAGAUUAUCAGCGAUCGUGAGACUGGGAGAUCCAGAGGUUUUGGCUUCGUGACUUUCCGCGAUGAGCAAUCGAUGAGGGAUGCUAUUGAAGGGAUGAACGGACAGGACCUUGAUGGUAGGAAUAUUACCGUCAACCAGGCCCAGACCAGGGGUGGCGGCGGCGGUGGUGGAGGUGGUUAUCGCAGCGGUGGCGGCGGUGGUGGCUAUGGAGGUGGUGGCGGUGGUGGUUAUGGACGCCGUGAGGGCGGUGGUGGUGGUGGAUACAGCCGUGGUGGAGGCGGUGGUGGAUACAGUCGUGGUGGUGACCGUGGCUACGGAAGUGGCGGUGGCGGUGGCGGAGGUGAUCGUUAUUCAAGCUGGAGAAACUAGGGAUUGUAGUGAUGUUUUAGGAUUUUCGUAUGGUUAGGGUUUGCUUGUGAUGAAUGGGUGCUUGUUACUGGUUAUGGUCCGUGUGCUCCUCUUUUUUGUCCGCUGGUUCGUUAUCAAUAGUUUAGGUUAUGAUAUCUUUCUGGGGAGGUUUUAGUCUUGUUACAAAGUCAUCAAACUUCGAAAGAGAAAUAUAUUUUCGUUCUUGCUUUU
Messenger RNA from Telopea speciosissima, 761 nucleotides. Its product is annotated as glycine-rich RNA-binding protein GRP1A-like. The record is from RefSeq and is a predicted model, not a curated record. The transcript has 3 exons. NCBI's taxonomy places the organism in Eukaryota, Viridiplantae, Streptophyta, Magnoliopsida, Proteales, Proteaceae. Bases 72 to 551 code for a protein of 159 amino acids. Gene Ontology annotation, molecular function: RNA binding.